UACAACUCCCAGUUUCACCAGCUACGCGUACCAUCUCCAGACAUCAUGGUCUACACAGCCUCCACCGCCUUUUUUGAGGCCAUAACUGCAGCCGGAGUGUCCCAUGUCUUCGUGAACCUCGGGUCGGAUCAUCCUAGCAUUAUGGAAGCUAUUGUCUCCGGACAAAAUCGAAGGAAAGAAGGGAAAGCUGGGUUUCCAGAGAUUAUCACGUGCCCGAAUGAGAUGGUAGCUCUCUCCCUAGCUGAUGGCUACGCCCGCCUAACCUCACGUCCCCAAUGCGUAAUCGUUCACGUCGAUGUCGGGACCCAAGGUCUCGGCGCCGCAAUCCACAACGCCUCCUGUGGCCGCGCACCAGUUCUGAUCUUCGCGGGUCUCUCCCCCUUUACCCUCGAAGGCGAAAUGCGCGGAUCUCGUUCCGAAUACAUCCACUGGAUUCAGGAUGUGCCAGACCAGAAACAGAUUGUAUCACAGUACUGCCGGUACGCGGGUGAGAUCAAGACUGGAAAGAAUGUGAAGCAGAUGGUGGAGAGGGCGCUGUCGUUUGCUAUGAGUGAUCCUAAGGGACCAGUGUACUUGUGUGGGGCUAGGGAGGUGAUGGAGGAGGAUUUAACGCCGUAUGAAUUGGAGAGGGAGUAUUGGAGUCCCGUCGAGCCGGCGGCGUUGCCCGGGAAAGGGGUGAGGGCGAUUGCUGAUGCCUUGGUGAAGGCGCAGGAGCCGCUUGUUGUGGUUGGGUUUACGGGGCGGAAUCACGCUGCGGUGCAAGAGCUGGUUGAUCUGGCAGAUCAUGUCAAGGGGUUGCGGGUUCUGGAUACUGGAGGCAGUGAUAUGUGUUUUCCGGCGAACCACCCCGCUUGGCUGGGCCUUCGGUACAGCGGUGAACCCAGAAUCAAGACAGCCGAUGUGAUUCUUGUCAUUGAUUGCGACGUUCCCUGGAUCAAUACCCAGGCGCAUCCUAAGCCUGGCGCAAAGGUCUUCCACAUCGAUGUUGACCCUCUGAAGCAGCAGAUGCCUGUCUUCUACAUCAAGGCACUCCAACGCUACCGCGCAGAUGCAUACACAGCCUUAGCACAACUCAACGAAUGCUUGUCUGCAAAUUUCAAGGACCAACUCUCAAGCAACCUAUUCACAGACCGCUGGACAGCUCUCCAAGAAUCUCACAAGCAAAAACUCGAAACCAUCGCCGCAGAAGCGAAAGUCGACGAAAACGGCCACUUCGCGACACCGUACCUAGCCCAGCAGCUGAAGAAACUGUGUCCGAACGAUACUAUCUGGGCAAUAGAAGCAGUGACUCAAACGCCAUUCAUAGCCGACCAACUUCAGGUGACACAACCCGGGUCGUGGAUCAACUGCGGUGGCGGCGGUCUCGGAUGGUCCGGCGGAGGUGCUCUCGGUAUCAAGCUCGCGACCGACUACGAAGGCAAGAAACGCUUCGUAUGCCAAAUCGUAGGCGACGGAACCUACCUCUUCAGCGUUCCCGGGUCAGUGUACUGGAUCUCGAAACGUUACAAUAUCCCAGUACUCACUAUCGUGCUAAACAACAAGGGGUGGAAUGCGCCACGCAAGAGCAUGAUGCUUGUCCAUCCUGAUGGCGAAGGCUCAAAGGUGUCGAACAAGGAACUUAACAUUUCGUUUGAGCCCACGCCGGAUUACUCGGGAAUUGCAAAGGCUGCGGCUGGUGGGGAGAUCUGGGGCGCGCACGCGAGCACCGCGGAAGAGUUGGGUAGACUGUUGCCGGAAGCUAUCAAGAGUGUGUUGAACGGAAUCACGGCGGUACUAGAUGCGCAUCUCGAAGGACCAGAGGGAAAAUACGGAGGUGGGAAAGCCGCGCUUAUAGGAUGA
Molecule: messenger RNA, 1839 nt
Organism: Periconia digitata
Lineage: Eukaryota; Fungi; Ascomycota; Dothideomycetes; Pleosporales; Periconiaceae
Source: the annotation of a GenBank genome assembly